UGGCUGCGCGGGGCCGAGCAGGGCCGGGCGCCUGCGGCGCGGCCUCCCUGGCGCGGGGAAGGGGCCCGGGCUGGGCCGCGGCGGCGCCAUGGGGAAGCGGGACAACCGCGUGGCUUACAUGAAUCCCAUAGCUAUGGCCAGAGCACGAGGUCCUGCCCAAAAUUCGGGACCAACAAUACAAGACUACUUGAACAGACCAAGGCCAACAUGGGAAGAAGUGAAAGAACAGCUGGAGAAGAAAAAGAAGGGAUCCAGGGCUUUGGCUGAGUUUGAAGAGAAGAUGAACGAGAAUUGGAAGAAAGAACUGGAAAAACACAGGGAGAAAUUACUAGGUGGAAAUGAGAGUUCCUCCAAAAAGAAAGAGAAAAAGAAAAAAGAAAAGAAGAAAUCUAGUAGGUUGUCUUCAUCUUCCUCUUCUUCAUCAAGCUCUGAUUCUUCCAGCAGUGCAUCUGAUUCAGAAGAUGAGGAUAAAAAGCAGGGGAAGAAAAAAAAGAAAAAGAAACAUCGCUCCUCACGGAAAUCUUCAUCAAGCUCAGCUUCUGAAUCUGAGUCAGACAGCAAGGACAGCACAAAAAAGAAGAAGUCAAAGGAAGACCAUGAGAAAGAGAAGGAUGGCAAAAAUCAUCACAGAAAGAGGAAGAAAGUCGAUCGUAGUGAUGGGCCUUUAUCAUCAGAAUCCUUAUCAGAACCGGAUCAGACAGAGGAGGUUCAAGUGAAAAAGAAGAAAAGCAAUGAGGAAAAAGAGAAAACAACAGCAAGUAUCCCUUAUAGUCAUACCGUAGUUUUAGGACAUCCAUAUCUUGUACUUGGUUAACUUAUAAUUUCACAGUAACACAAAUGUUUAAUAGUUAAAGUCACAUUAAUUGAAAUUUGAAAUUUCUCUCUUUAGCUGUUGAAAUCACUUUUUCAGCUGCAUAAUUAGGGGAAGAAUUUGUCACUAUUUUAACUACAUAGAUAUGUAUGAAUUGAGUUGUAUUUAACAUUCAUUGCAUCAAGUCAAAAUACGUUUUACCCUGUACCAGCCUAACAACUACAGAUUUCUUUGUAGUAUCAGGUAGCAACAUGUCUAUAGCUAUUGAGGCUGUUCCUUUGUAGGUUUAUUGUGUAUAAAUAUUCCUUUGUACACUUUCUCUACCAGACUAUAAAAAAAGGCCUUAGGAUUCAAUCUCUGCAGCAUCAUAAUACUAAUAUAAUUCUUCCCUCAACCAAAUGAAAUGCUGCUGGUAACCUGUUGCUUUUCUCUGCUUUGGAUACUUUCUCUGAUGAUAAAGGUGGGACAAGGGUUCAGCAGUGAUAGGGUAGAACCUCAGAUAUGUCACAUGUACCUGAGUUAGGGUUGUAGUUCUGAGCUACGCUGUCUGCACUGUGAGCAGCACUGUUUGUAAAUAGGUACUUCAGUUUCCCAAAUGAGUUACGGCACCUGAGCACAGGAAUUUCAGUACUGUUUUCAGUAUGUGAAAUUUGAGUUAGUUUGUUUGUCAUAAAAUUCCCAGUGACUAUUUUUUUUCCUUAAAAGAGAUAAGUAAUGUGUAUAGAACAAAGAUAUUGUAGCAAAUUUGCUUUGUUUAUGUUGUUACACCUACUGAAGAAUUCCAAUUGAACUUCUGCUUGCAAAAGGAUGAGUUUGUAUCUUUCAGUUUUUGAUUGAAUCUGGUGGUGUUAAUUAAGUGUAUAUGUGAAUAUUUAAAAUUGAAACUAUAUCUUUUGUUUUAAUUAAGGUGCAAAUGCUGGAGAUUUUAGCCUAGUAUAGUGCACUGUGAAUACAAGCACCUAAUUUAAGUCUAUAGACAGCCAAGUUACUCCCAUAUACAUAAGAUUUCAAAGCAAAUUAUUCUCUCAGAAAUCUAUAAAGCACUGAAAAUUUGUUAAAAAGAUGAAGAAAUAUGAUAGUGAUGAUGCUGAGGGGUGUGAAGUAGCCAGACCAUGAUGGAUAAAUUGAAAACUCCUCAUAAUAGUGCAAAUCAUAAACUAUUUUUUGUGAUUCUUUUUUCAGUAGGCUUUUAUAAAAGUCUCCUCUGAAGUGCCAUAGAUUUUUACAGAAACAUCUUCCAAAAUGUCUUUGUAAAACUUUCAUUUCCAUGCUCUCACUGUUAUUGAAUGGAAUUUAGUAGAUGGCAGUUUUCUCAUACUGUAACUUCCUUUUUCGCUUUUUUUCUUUUUUUAGGAUAAAGCAAAAAAGAGAAAGAAGCACAAGAAGCAUAGUAAAAAGAAGAAAAAGAAAGCUGCUGGUUCAAAUUCAGAUUUGGAAUAGUAUUUAAAAAAAAAAACAACAACAAAAGCAAGACUAUCAACAAAAGUGCAAUGACUGAAGGAAAUUUAAACUGUGAAAUGAUAACAAACUUUACCAAACUGCAUGAGUUUUCCUGUGUUCUAGAAAUACUCCUAAUCUUUCAGUAGCCAGCCAGAUGCAGCUGUGCUGGGGAAGACCAUUGUUAUUGCCUGCUGCUUAAUACAUGAGGUACAACUUUUAUUAAGUCCAGUAAGCAGUGUUAGAUGUUUGAAACAACGUAAGAUGGUAGUCCAGCUAAGAUGUAAAAUAUUGGAAAGUAAGAGUUAAACUUUUUAGAUACUUAAAGUAGUGUUUUAAAGCAUUAGUAAUAGUCUUUAUUUGUAAAUCAGGACAAAUAAAAUCCCAAAUUCAUCUUGUAGGUUUAUAUUAUACUUAAACAGUUACCAGCUGGUGUCUGCGAAUGGCAUUUACAAAACGGGAAAUUAAUGACAACGUAUAAAAUGCUGCCUUUGUAGUAAUUGCCCCAUUACCAUCUCCAUGCUUAUGAGAAAGGGAAUGCUACCAUUUUGGCUAACUGAAUAGGGUGCCUUUGCCUUGAUCCUUGCAAAUCUCUGCUAUUCUUAAUCCACGCAGCAUCUCUGGUUCCAGAGAGGCCAGAACUAUUGUCAGCAGACUUUUUCUGAAUAAGCAGUUCUGGGCUUCUGAGCAUGUGCUUCUGCAUUAAGCAAGAGCAAUGACAUUUUGCAGUAUAACUGACAUUCAAAGCCAGAAGACUUUACCUCUGCUUCUUUGAAAUAGCGAUAGAUCUGUGCUAGUAAAUAAGCAUAUUUCAUUUAGUGUAAUUUUGGUUUAGUUGAACACUUCCUGCAAACUCCGGUAGCUUUUUCUUUUCCCUUCGCAUUACCUUUUGGAUUGUUUUGCAUGAUUUGUACCUUUAUUAAAUUAACGAAAUGCAGGUAAUCAUUUGUUGUAACCAGUUCUCUAGAUUAUGUUCCACAUGCAGAGUUUCAUGUAUGUAUUUAGUUAUUCUUACAGUUAAGUUCAUUGCUGUGUUGAAGUGCACACUUGCUGAAGAUAUUUAGCAUGUAAAAAGCAGGGUUUUGAUACCUUAACAGCUUCAUAUUGAAGCUGAUUUUACUCUGAGCAAGUUCAGUGGCAGACCUGUUACAUGACGCAUCUUGUUAGAUUAAGGAAAAAAACCAUACUGCCAGAAUCUCAUUAAAUAAUGCUGUUUAAA
Phasianus colchicus (ring-necked pheasant) is the source of this 3467-nucleotide messenger RNA. The record is from RefSeq and is a predicted model, not a curated record. NCBI's taxonomy places the organism in Eukaryota, Metazoa, Chordata, Aves, Galliformes, Phasianidae.